CUCGUCUUACCCUCAGCCUUGUCUUGUCUGACGAGUCACCAUGCGAUCGUCGCUUUCAUUCCUGUUACUCACGAGCUUUCUGCUCGCCAUCUACGCUCUCACAAUACCCGUACUCGGCAUAGUCCGCACCAUCGGGUACUGCUACCGCGGGUCCUCAGACUGCCUCUCUCUGCCACACGAGGUCUUGUACGACCCCGAGGAGCGCCUCGUCAGCUACAUGGGAGCAUGCGACGCUUUCUUGUCCGAGUGGCAUCCAAUCAUCAUCCUGGCCUACACCGACUGCACCAAGGCAUGGCGACCCGCUGUCACAGGCAUCUGCGAGGUGGCCGGGGCCAAUCAGACCUUCCAGUGGAUAUGUAAGGCUUGAUGGGUCAUGCGCUGCGGUCGACACAAAUAGUCUUGCCGCGAUAUGGGCGAUCAGCGGGUGCAAAAUCGUGCACUGUCCGGUGACAUUCGUAGCACCGCCUUGCUGUGAUCGAUUGCGCUCUCGCAUCCUCUAUGCCUCUUGACCUUUCUACCACAUUUCUGUACUACAAGUUGAGAUUGAGACAUGAAGCUCUGGCAACCCUGGCUCCUCGCAAGCGUCUGCCUCGCUGUGACUGUACGAGGGGCAAACCAAGUCAUAGGCUACUGCUACCGCGAAGGGGCCAAGAAUUGCACGGCCCGUC
Molecule: messenger RNA, 668 nt
Organism: Jaminaea rosea
Lineage: Eukaryota; Fungi; Basidiomycota; Exobasidiomycetes; Microstromatales
Exons: 3
Source: RefSeq, a predicted model, not a curated record